Molecule: messenger RNA, 1623 nt
Organism: Xenopus tropicalis (tropical clawed frog)
Lineage: Eukaryota; Metazoa; Chordata; Amphibia; Anura; Pipidae
Product: retinal cone rhodopsin-sensitive cGMP 3',5'-cyclic phosphodiesterase subunit gamma
Exons: 3
Coding region: 421-732 (103 amino acids)
Biological process (GO): visual perception
Molecular function (GO): 3',5'-cyclic-nucleotide phosphodiesterase activity; cGMP binding
Source: RefSeq, a predicted model, not a curated record
CUUUUCCUUUACAGGAUUACAACAGCUGCGCCUUCAGAGAACAGAAGACAAGUGGAAACACCAGCCCCGUCCCCUGUAGCAGCAAUCAGUGCAGCUGAAGAAAAAAGCCAAGAAGAAAAACCAGCCCAGGCUGAAGAGAAGGUCCAAGUUGAAGCGAAGGUCCAAGUUGAAGAGAAGGUCCCAGUUGAAGAGAAGGUUCCAGUUGAAGAGAAGGUUCCAGUUGAAGAGAAGGUCCCAGUUGAAGAGAAGGUUCCAGUUGAAGAGAAGGUCCCAGUUGAAGUGAAGGUCCCAGUUGAAGUGAAGGUUCCAGCUGAAGAUGAAAGUCGACCACCAGAGAAAGAGACAACAGAACAGAACGAUGUAAAAAAUAAAAUUGAAGAGAAAGUGGAAGAAGUGACCAAAGAACCAAAUAAAAUCACUAUGGGGAAAAGUACUGAUGUUCUAGAUAAAAAGCGAAAAGAAACUGAAGUUAAAGCUGCAGAGGAAGUAAACGUGCCUUCAGAAAACAUUGGUGCAACAUCGUCCCAGCCUCCAGCUCGUCAGAGAAAAGGACCAAAAUUCAAACAAAGAGGGUCGAAGGAAUUCAAAAGCAAACCGCCCAAGAAAGGAGUGAUCGGAUUUGAAGAAAUCCCUGGAAUGGAGGGCUUGGGCCAAGAUAUCACCGUCGUUUGCCCCUGGGAAGCGUACAGCCAUCUUGAGUUGCACGAACUUGCGCAAUAUGGAAUUAUUUGAAGAUUACGGUUUUUCUACGGUUUUUUUGUAUAUAUGUUUUUUAUCUAAGGAGCCUUCUCUGCAAUUUAGAAGUUGCAUCAUUACAGAGUGGAUAAAAGUAGCCAGAGAAAUGAAGGAAGGGAAUGACUACCAUUGCUGGAGGAGAGUUCAUGGCAAGAGUCUAAGGUUGUUUUUUUUUUUAUAUAAAUAUCCAUGAAAAUGUAUGAGAGGUCAAUUUAGUUGCCGGGGCUUCCUUGCCCCAGUGUCGAGGCUGCAGAUACAAUAUCAGCUGUGAUUGGUCAGUCGCAGGCCUUGGGCGAUGGUUAAGAACCAUGUAGAUGCUGUAUAGAUGAGAGGUUUGCUGUAGCUACUGGAGGAAGCAGGCAGUAGAUCUAGGUCUUGGUCUAGAACUCUAUGAAAAACAGCAAUUUGUUGUUGGAAGACUGGGGUCCAAUCACGAGGGUUGCUUUAUCAGUUAAAGCAAAUGGUGGGUUGUAAUGGAUAUUAACCAUGUCCUGAAGAGUUACAACGCUAUGCUGGGGGCGCUGGGACUUUAAACAGAUCAUGGGCAACACAUCAAGUAUUUCCAGUCAACUUUGGGAAAUGAGGCUCCUACCCACAUCGUGUUCCUUCAACACGGAACCCAAUAAUAUUUCUCUAGUGUUCUUUUCUAUACAAUGUAUUCAAUGCCCUUAAUUUACUAAUCUUUUGGGUCAGGGGAGGAAUAUAUAGUAAGGAUAUUGGGGUUAUUUUGUAUAUGUCGGCAUAUGCUGUAGGGUUCUGUGUUGUCUUUCUUGUGUCGUCAGAUUGUUCUGUAGAAUUUUCAAUACUGACCUUUAGAAUGUUUUUGAAUGUUCUAGAAUGGAAAACUUCUUAAUAAAAAAAGCAAAAAUUGUGUUUCUUGAAUACGUU